Paramecium tetraurelia is the source of this 891-nucleotide messenger RNA. RefSeq lists its product as uncharacterized. The record is from RefSeq and is a predicted model, not a curated record. The transcript has 4 exons. NCBI's taxonomy places the organism in Eukaryota, Ciliophora, Oligohymenophorea, Peniculida, Parameciidae.
AUGAAGACAUCUCCUCUAUCAUUCUAAAGGGAAAAUGACGAAACUGUUUGGCAUACUCGCAAAUUACGUUAAGAGACUGAGAAGGAUAUCUUAUUAAUGAAAAAUAGACUCAAAUUAUUAAAGAGAGGUGAUGCACAGUUAUCUAAGAGAAUUGAUGAAACUAAGAAGAAAACCAAAUCUAUGAUAGAACUGAAAAUGAAUCAUCAUGCAUAAAUUGAAUAAAAAAAACUAAGUCAGAAGAAUGAUGAAGAAAUAUUGAAGGAUAAAUAGAAAUUAAAUUAUAGCCUCAAAAAAUAACAAGAAGAACAACUAGAAAUGAUCAAGAAGGCUAUGGAACAAAUCAAAUUGGAUGAAUAUAAAAGAAUUAAAGAAAUAUCCAUUAAAAACUCUGAAGCCAUUAAUAAAUAGAAAGAAGAGUUUCUUAAAAAAAACAAAGAGAAAAGAGAACAUAUAAAGGAAAUUAUGUCCCAAUCAAAAACCAAUAUAUCGCUUUAUUGGAAUGAAAAAUUGUCCCACAUCCAAAAGGAAAACGAAAAAGCUAAAUUGGAGAACAAAAGGGCUUGCGAAUACAAUAAGGUUUAAUAAGAAAAAAUGGAGAUGGAAGAGUCAUACAUGAUGCAAAAAUUAAUGAGAUCACAAGAGGUUUAAAAGAAAUUAGUAGCAAGAUUAGAAAAAGCAAAAAACUUGCCUCAUGACGAAUUCAAUCACAUGAUCAAAGAAGAAGAAGAUCAUUCGCAUCAUCAUCAUAAAACUAAUAAAAGUGCAGAAGCACCUCGUUGGUUACCUACUCCAGAAAAGGAUCUUGUUGUGUCUCAAAACUUAGAUUCAGAACCUUAGCAAGAUUCUGAUUAAUAAAAAAAAGAUGAUAAUCAUGAAGAUUAGUAAGAAUGA